Messenger RNA from Clunio marinus, 2304 nucleotides. The record is from the annotation of a GenBank genome assembly. Lineage: Eukaryota; Metazoa; Arthropoda; Insecta; Diptera; Chironomidae.
GACCCGCUCGGUGUUGUUUUUUUGUGAGCUGUCACGAAGUACGAACGAAAGAGGGAAGAUUGAGGCAAAGUGUGAAUAGAAAAAAUAAUUUUAUUGGGUGAAAUAAUAAAUAAAAGAAGGAACAAACUUUCUUGUCUUGAAACGACACCAAAAGUGUCAAAAUAUUUUUUAAAAAAUUAUUCACAGCAUGAUAAGCUGAUUAAACUCUCAACACAGUGGGGAAGACAAAACUUUAUAAAAAAGGAAAAAGAAAAGUUGAAAUUGUUUAUGAAAAAAAGAAGCUUUGUGUACUUAUAAUCUUUGUGCAAUUUGCUGGACAGCAGACAACUUAAAAUCAAUCGACUUGUUAGGAAAUUGUCAAACUUUUACAUCGUUCUUGAAGGAAACGAUUAACUUUUACGAUGAAAACUUCCGAAAACUUCAUCCUGCAGGGAUUUAUGCUGUCGUUGAUAGCACAAAUGGUGCUAACAUUAUCUGCCGAACGUGGUUCAUCUGAGCGUUUGUCAUCAGCUGCCUCAUCACCAUCUCAAGGCAUUGUCGGAGCACUUUAUCGAUCUGCAGAGGCUAGAAGUGAAAGUGACAAGAAUUUAGAUUCGUCGCAAGCUUCACGUGGUCAGAGGUGUGCCAGAUGUCCUGCACCCGCUUAUUAUGGCGGAAAUUCUGGCUACGGUGACAGAGAAAGAGCGCCAGCUUAUUAUGGACGUGAAGAUCCUUAUAGAGAGUCUUACAGAGAUCCUUACUAUGGACGUGACCGCAAUUGGUAUUAUCAACCUGAAUAUCGCAACACUUACGACAGAGGCUAUAAUCGCUAUGACAAUCGUUAUUAUGGACGAGAAGAUCCUUACUAUGCUCGUGAACAGAAUUAUUAUGAUCCAAGACAAGACCCAAGAUACAACGUCAACAACAACUAUAACUCUUAUCGUGGAAAUGGCUACGACAAUUUAAAUCCGACGCAUUACGAAGCUAUGCGAAAUCAAUUCCAGCGUGAUCGCAGCUACGGAUAUGACCAAUAUUAUGAUAGAUUCUAUGAUCGUCCCGCUUAUCGUGCUUCAGGAGGUUAUUAUGACAACCGAAACUUCCGGCCAUAUGAUGAAACAUACAGAGGCUCAUCCGGAUUUGACAAUUCAGGUCGAGGUUAUUAUUUCGCGAAUCAACAUGGUCAGAGGCCUUCACAAAGUCCUCAAUAUCCCCCACCAGAAACUUAUGAUCAAGCACAAAGACCUCCAUCAUCACAUGGCAAUCAUUACAAUCCACCACAACAGCAAUCACAUCACACGACAACCCGAGUACCUCCCGAAUUCUAUCAUGGAAAACCUGCACAAUCGCCGCACAUUCAAACGGUGUCAUCGGGCACGAUAGGGACUGUAGAUAGCAACCCAUCUACAAACAAUAAUAAAAAUAAUAAUAAAGAGAUAGAUGAUAAGGAGAAAAACAGCUCUGCCUAUGGUCGACCUUCUUUAGGUAGCAGCUAUUUGUUUGACAGAUCAAGUGAUGAUGCUGCAGCUGAUUCCGGCUUAAGCCCACCGAUUUCCACCAAUGAUGAGAAGAAGACGGAAUCGGCCAACAUGGAAAUGAAGAGUGAAACUGAUGCAUGAACAACAUUCAAGAAACAUCUCAAAAAUGAUCUAUAAUAGCUUUACACAAAACCAAUCAACAUGAAAACAAUAUUUUUAGUGAAAUUUAAUAGCAUUUAUGUAUGGUCUUAAUAUAAUAUCCUUUUUUAUAACUUUUCCUUUUUGUACUUAGGAAUCAUAAGAAUUUACAUUUUAAUGCAAAUAAUAAAAGUUGAAAGAGUCAACAGAAGAAGAAUUCACAAUGUUUCGAUAUUUAAUCUUACUUUAUAUUGCAAGCAUGAAACAUAUUUCAAGAUCUUAAAAGCACAAACAAAAAAAUUCUUUUAUACUCAAAGUCAGGAAAUUUGUGUACAAAAGAAAAACUUUUUUAUUCUCACACCAUGUCAGUGUGCAGCUUACAUAGCAUUAUUUUCAAAUUCCUUAAAGCUCUUUCCAGCCGAUGAUAAAAAAGUUUUCUUAAACCUAUUCCGAGUGUAUAGUGAAAAAGCCUCGAUUUCACAUUGAAAUGAUGUUGAAUUUGCAUUGCUGAUGACUCGCAGAUCUCAUGAAAAGUAAUUGAAAUCGAGGAUGAGAAUAAGAAAUACGAUUUCGUCUCCAAUGUAAUGGAUGUGCCUUCUUCAAACUUUGUGACGUUAAAAUACGCUGAAAAUUUCCCUAAGAAAAUUUCAUAAACUUUUCCAAUUCCACGUCGCUCAUUCGAAGAGAUGACGAGGCUUAUUGAAUCAAGCCA